This is a messenger RNA of Phanerochaete carnosa HHB-10118-sp, 183 nucleotides long. RefSeq lists its product as uncharacterized. The record is from RefSeq and is a predicted model, not a curated record. The transcript has a single exon. Bases 23 to 178 code for a protein of 51 amino acids. NCBI's taxonomy places the organism in Eukaryota, Fungi, Basidiomycota, Agaricomycetes, Polyporales, Phanerochaetaceae.
UUCAGCCCCAUACCUGCCUGUUAUGGAGGCCCUAACUCCAGUCAUCCCGGGCUUGUGCACGGAUCUCCUUCCUCGUCGGCUAUGGACGGCUAUGGCUUUGCAACGAAUUCCUGAGCGAUAUCCUUCGCCGAUACCGAUACGUCACCAAUAUAAACAUCUAGAUCGCAUGAGCAUAUAAAGUCU